This is a messenger RNA of Bursaphelenchus xylophilus (pine wood nematode), 942 nucleotides long. The record is from the annotation of a GenBank genome assembly. Lineage: Eukaryota; Metazoa; Nematoda; Chromadorea; Rhabditida; Aphelenchoididae.
AUGUUCAACGUUAAUUACCCCACCUUUUCUUAUGUCCCCACGAUUUAUGACCCCUCAGUGGUCCAGGCUACCUCCUCGGGAUGGCCAGGACCAGUCCCAGUUUUACUGCCUGAGGGUAAUUUUGUCGUGGAGGCCGACUUGGCUUCAAAUUUGAAUUUAGGAGGGAUUGGCCGAGUCCAAAGCGGAAGAGUGGAGAAGAAGAAGGAGAAGAGAUGGGCCCGCACCAAGUGGUCGCAAGAACAGGAGCAGACACUGGCUGCGGCGUUCGCGGAAGACCAAGAGAUAGGCUCGCGAAUGUCGCAGCUGGUAGAAGCGACUGGUCUGCCGGAGAAAACCAUAAAGGUGUACUUCGCGAACCACCGGGCCAGAAGUAAGAAGAGCCAGAAGGAAGACAAGCCAAAGAAGCCAGGAAGGCCACGUAAGUUAACAGAGGUAAGUGAGGGGUACGGUAGCUGGGAGGGGUCCCCUUCGGCUGAAUUUGCAAGUGGCUUGGGGCAUGGGCAAUAUAUGCACGCUGGAUAUCCAAGCCAAAACUUGGAUAUUCAGGGAGCAUAUAGUGCCCCUGCCCAGAGCCAGGCUCAAUUUGCCUCGGGCAACUAUUGUUUGCCAUCGCAAAACUAUUACAGUAACCCUCAGGGAUCAUGGGAUUACAGUAACACAUCAGCAAACUAUUAUCCGCAGAUGGGUUACUGUUAUCCAGUGAUCCCUGAGGGGUACUGUAACAAUUUUGUAAAUGGAAAUAAUAUGCCCUCGGGGCAAAUUGAGCAGAGUCCGAGCUUGGAGGCGUGUUUGGAGACUCCAAGCGAGGACUUCUUGCAAGAUGCCAUGCAAAUUGCUGGCACUGAACCGGCGGAAGAGGCCCGAGCUGCGCCCGAGAAUUCGGAGGCCAAACUGGCCGAAGAUAAUUGGGACGAAGUCUUAGCGGGUUUCGACAACUAUUAA